Meloidogyne enterolobii is the source of this 546-nucleotide messenger RNA. NCBI's taxonomy places the organism in Eukaryota, Metazoa, Nematoda, Chromadorea, Rhabditida, Meloidogynidae. The record is from the annotation of a GenBank genome assembly.
AUGAAAUACAAUUUAUAUUUUCUUUUUUUAUUGAAGGAUACGCUUGAUUCAUUAACUAGACUUUAUCAAUUGCUUAAUGAAUUUGAUCAAUACAAUUUUGUAUGGAGAAAGCGUGCAUGUUUUGAAAAAACAAUUAAAUGUUUAGCAUUUUAUCAACAGGGCGAUUUUGUUCGUGCCCGUGAAACAGCAGAAAAAUUAAUGUUGUAUUUAAACGAAAAAUUAUUUAAAUCUGAUUCAUUAAAUGCGGUAACACCUGCAAUACUAUCAGAAUUUCAAAUAUUUGAAAAUUGUUGGAUUGAUUCUUGUAAACAACUUAAUGAUUGGACAUCAUUGGAAGCAUUUUCAAAUUCGGAUGAAGUUGCAAAUAUUAAUUUAUUGACAGAAACCGCUUGGCAUUUGAGUGAUUGGAAGCUUUUAAAAGAUUGCCUAAUUCAACUUGAUGCUGCUGGUGAUCCGUCAAUGACAAUAAAAUCGUAUCUUUACAAAUUAAUGAUUAAGGUGGGUAUUUUUUAUUUAAGAGAUUCAAAUUUAUUUUUAAAUUGUUAA